GAAACACCGCAGUGAAGAAGAGCAGCGUUACAUCUGUGUCUGAUCCUUCGUCGUUUUGUCCUGGCACUCGAACAUCAUGUCUUACACGGCCGGGUCUUACAUGGCCAAACCCUACGCGGACAAAACCUACGGCGACAGUGUGUACACGGGAUAUCCGGAUGAGAAGUCGGCAAAAGAGGUGUACGAUGAGCAGGUGAAGCACGAGAAGAGAAAGAGACAGGAAUCUAUCUGCUGCGAGGUGGUUGCGCUGAUCAUCGGCUUCUUCGGACUGAUGGGCGUCGCCUCCGUCACAGGCCUCCCGAUGUGGAAGGUCACCGCGUUCAUCGAGGAGAACAUCAUCGUGAUGGAGACGCGUUGGGAGGGAUUGUGGAUGAACUGCUACCGGCAAGCCAACAUCCGAAUGCAAUGCAAAGUCUACGAUUCUCUGCUGUUUCUCCCGGCCGACCUCCAGGCCGCCAGGGGUCUCAUGUGCUCCUCCGUCGCUUUGACCACCUUCGCCUGCAUCGUGUCCGCCAUCGGGAUGCGCUGCACCCGUCUGGUAGACUCCCGUCCCAAAACCAAGCACAUUGUUUUGGUGAGCGGAGGGUGUUUGUUUUUGGCUGGCUGCUUGACCACCAUCAUUCCCGUGUCUUGGACGGCUCAUGUGAUCAUCCAGGACUUCUACAACCCGUUGUUAAUCGACGCCCAACGUAGAGAGCUUGGAGAGGCUUUGUACAUCGGAUGGGUCACUUCAGCUUUGCUUUUCUGUGCCGGGGUGAUUCUGCUCUGUCGACAUGCACCACGGACCCAGGAUAAAGAGAACAUGGCUGCUGUUCUUUAUCGGGCUGGAUCGGCUCCGUAUAACUACUCCUACAGGUCCGGAUAUGGAUACCAGCCUGCAUACGGAUACCAGCCCGGGUAUAACUAUCAACCGGCCUAUUCUCCUGUCCCGACAGUUUAUAACCCUUCAAGAUACUGAGACACACAACAUCUUCUAUAGAGACUCCAAAAAAGAAGUUGAGUUGGGAACAAUCUGCAUUAGGAUUCAGAAGAAAGCAGGACUGAUGGAGCCUCAUUUGAUUAAAUGUGACUGUAUAUGUGAAUAUUAGUUUUUACAUACUUGAUUUGAUUGCAUUUCCUUCUUUUCUAAAAGUUUGUAAUUUGCACAGAAAUAAUAUGCAAUAUGUGCUAAAAUUAAGAACACCAACAUGUGGGAUAUUUCCACACAGCAUUUAACUGUGUAUCCAUGACUUAAUGUUGACUCUGUCAUAUGAUUGUUUGUUUUCCACUCUGUCCAUUUUUAAAGCAUUGGUUUGAUUGUAAUUGUAUUAAAUAAAUGUGUGAAA
Sinocyclocheilus anshuiensis is the source of this 1325-nucleotide messenger RNA. Its product is annotated as claudin-8-like. Gene Ontology annotation, molecular function: structural molecule activity. The record is from RefSeq and is a predicted model, not a curated record. The transcript has a single exon. Lineage: Eukaryota; Metazoa; Chordata; Actinopteri; Cypriniformes; Cyprinidae. Gene Ontology annotation, cellular component: bicellular tight junction; membrane. The coding region runs from base 77 to 958 and encodes 293 amino acids.